UUAAUGUCACACGAACUCAACCCCAAUGGAUCAACCAUUACUACCCCGAUCCACCCAUCUCAUCACCACCGACGCCAUCAUCCCUAUAAUCCCACCACCCUCCUCUUCAUCCUACGUAAACCUAGUCGCCAAUUUGAAAAACAAGAAGCCGAGACUCCCCCGUCGCUCGCAUUCGGCUCCUUCGCUUUUCACCGACGUCCGGGAAGCUUUCGGAGGCUCCCCGGAAGACGGAACACCUGCCUCAAAAUCGUCGGCUCCCUUCAUCGUCCGCCAGGCCUUCAUAUGGCUCAUCAUAUACAUACUAACCGGCAUUCUAAUGUUUUUAACCAGCGAGGGUUUCAAAGACACCGAAACCUUCAAGCCCGUAGAUGCCUUGUACUUCAUUGUGGUCACACUAUGCACGAUCGGGUAUGGAGAUAUCGUCCCCGACACAACUUUCACCAAGCUUUUCACCUGUUUCUUUAUACUAAUCGGCUUCGGGUUCAUCGAUAUAUUGCUCAACGGAUUGGUUACUUACAUCUGCGAUCGACAGGAAUCGGUUCUUUUGAGCACGGUGGAUGAGAAUCGAUUCAACACGAUGGUUCAAACCUACAUGAUCGAUAAAGCCAAAGGAAGAAUGAGGAUACGGAUGAAAGUGAGCGUGGCGUUGGGAGUGGUGAUUGGGUGCAUUGCCAUCGGCACGGUGGCCGCCCAUUUUAUGGAAAACUUGGAUUGGGUUAAUAGUUUAUAUCUGGCUGUUACGUCGGUGACGACAGUGGGUUACGGUGAUUGCGCCUUCGAGACGUUGACGGGCAGGUGUUUCGCUGUUGUAUGGUUGCUGGUGAGUACGUUGGCUGUUGCGAGGGCAUGUCUUUACUUGACGGAGCUGAGGAUUGAGAAGCGAAAUCGGAUAAUUUUGAAAUGGGUUCUUCAGAAGAAGAUGACGCUCGGAGAUUUGGUUGCUGCGGACCUCGACAACGAUGGAUCCAUCAGAUGUGUAUUUGUGGCAGUAAAUCUGAAUUUGUAAUAUACAAGCUCAAGGAGAUGGGGAAAAUUUCAGAGAAAGACAUUUUGCAGAUCUGCAACCAAUUUGAUGCACUAGACAGCAGCAAUUGUGGGAAAAUUACAGUUGCUGAUCUCAUGGAUAGUG
Messenger RNA from Hibiscus syriacus, 1129 nucleotides. Its product is annotated as two pore potassium channel c-like. Gene Ontology annotation, biological process: potassium ion transmembrane transport; stabilization of membrane potential. Gene Ontology annotation, cellular component: plant-type vacuole membrane. The record is from RefSeq and is a predicted model, not a curated record. The transcript is spliced from 2 exons. Gene Ontology annotation, molecular function: potassium ion leak channel activity. The coding region runs from base 26 to 1006 and encodes 326 amino acids. NCBI's taxonomy places the organism in Eukaryota, Viridiplantae, Streptophyta, Magnoliopsida, Malvales, Malvaceae.